Molecule: messenger RNA, 546 nt
Organism: Pelagomonas calceolata
Lineage: Eukaryota; Pelagophyceae; Pelagomonadales; Pelagomonadaceae
Source: the annotation of a GenBank genome assembly
UGGCUGGGACCCGCCACGCCCCGAAAAUAGGCCUUAGCGACAAGUUAACAACAUAUUAGCGUGGUAGAGCCGCCUCGCGGGGCGUCACGGUCCGUCGGCGGCCGCCGAACAGACACUGGCUUCGCUUCAAGGCGUUCCCACCGCCAGAGGCGGCUCCUUUGCGGAACUUUGAGCGGACCCGGGUCCUGCGAGCAAACCUGCAUCGCGUGCAGCACCGUGCCGCGACGCGCGCGGACGGCGCGUUGUCCGCGCGGCAAGGCACCGACUGAACGAUCGCGCAUGCACGCACUGUGGGACCUUUCACAGCCGCGCGCUGGGCACUUCGUGCAUCUUCCCCAUGUUCCAUGCAGUGAGGUGCUCUCCAGGCCUUGCUACGCGAUUAUCGCCCAAGCAAAGGCUGAAGCAAGCCCCAUAACCAGACGCCAGGCAGCCCGCAGGGUCUGUUCUUGCAGCUGCCGCAUUAAAACGGCAUUUUGGGGCGUCACGUGAUGCGCUUCACCCUAUAUUUCUGAUCAGGAUACACCCGACCCCCGCACACGCUUUGAG